CCGGGCGGCGGCGUAGAGCGAGUGGAGCGCCCGGGGGUUCCGGGCGGCGGCGGCGGAGGCGGCGGCGCAGAGGAGGAAGCCGGCCCCGGCCCGUCCCGCGGCCCCGCGGCUCCACGGCCCCACGCGCCCCCGGCCCCGGGCCCUUCCGCCGCCGCCAUGGCCCGGCCGCUGGUGCCCAGCUCGCAGAAGGCGUUGUUGCUGGAGCUCAAGGGGCUGCAAGAGGAGCCGGUGGAGGGCUUCCGGGUGACCCUGGUGGACGAGGGCGACCUGUACAACUGGGAGGUGGCCAUCUUCGGACCCCCCAACACCUACUACGAGGGCGGCUACUUCAAGGCACGCCUGAAGUUCCCCAUCGACUACCCUUACUCCCCUCCCGCCUUUCGGUUCCUGACCAAGAUGUGGCACCCCAACAUCUACGAGACUGGGGACGUUUGCAUCUCUAUUCUCCACCCUCCGGUGGAUGACCCCCAGAGCGGGGAGCUGCCCUCGGAGCGGUGGAACCCCACGCAGAAUGUCAGGACCAUCCUCCUGAGUGUCAUCUCCCUCCUCAACGAACCCAACACCUUCUCGCCAGCCAACGUGGACGCCUCUGUGAUGUACAGGAAGUGGAAAGAGAGCAAAGGCAAGGACCGCGAGUACACGGACAUCAUCCGGUCUCCUCAGGGAGUGGGUUCUCCAUGUGUGACCAGGCCCAUGCUGUGCAAGGUGGUCUGUUUUCUCACCUCACGAAACACCCACACUCACCUGCUGUGUCGCUGUGCCUGCGGAGCUGUAGAGACCCGUGCCUGUGGGCCAGCCUCGCGACCUCACGGCGAGAGCUCGAGAGAGCCCAGCGGCACCGUCGGAAGGAAGCAGGUCCUGGGGACCAAGGUGGAUGCAGAGCGGGAUGGCGUGAAGGUACCCACCACACUGGCUGAGUACUGUGUGAAGACCAAGGCCCCAGUGCCGGACGAGGGCUCCGACCUCUUCUAUGACGACUACUACGAGGAUGGCGAGGCUGAGGCCGACAGCUGCUUCGGGGACGAUGAGGAUGAUUCAGGCACCGAAGAGUCCUGACACUACAUCCCUGCGAAUAAACUUACAAAUUUUACCUCAGCUGCCCGACUGUCUGCCGCCGCCACUACCUCCGGGCGCCGCGUGGCCCGGCGCCGUCCACCCCAUCUCCGCCUCCAGGGAGGCCGCCGGGCUCGCGUCCCUGGGCACCGCGUGGGCCAGACGCUGCUCAAGGACUCUAGCCUGCCUGCCCCACCUGCAGGUCAGAGACUCAGGGUCCCGGCUUGUGAGUGGACGGAUUGACUUGGGGUCACCUCUUCUCUCUGCUUUGGUUUGUUUGGAAUUUAAAUAAAGCAACUUUAUGAGAA
This is a messenger RNA of Bubalus bubalis (water buffalo), 1361 nucleotides long. It is a transcript of the gene CDC34, whose product is annotated as cell division cycle 34, ubiqiutin conjugating enzyme. The record is from RefSeq and is a predicted model, not a curated record. Gene Ontology annotation, biological process: protein polyubiquitination; ubiquitin-dependent protein catabolic process. Lineage: Eukaryota; Metazoa; Chordata; Mammalia; Artiodactyla; Bovidae. Bases 157 to 1056 code for a protein of 299 amino acids. The transcript is spliced from 7 exons. Gene Ontology annotation, molecular function: ubiquitin conjugating enzyme activity.